Molecule: messenger RNA, 1789 nt
Organism: Dothidotthia symphoricarpi CBS 119687
Lineage: Eukaryota; Fungi; Ascomycota; Dothideomycetes; Pleosporales; Dothidotthiaceae
Exons: 2
Coding region: 120-1736 (538 amino acids)
Source: RefSeq, a predicted model, not a curated record
GCUGGACGAAAUUCCGACUGGGAACUUUUUUUCGCCGACGAUCAGCGCGGUUGGGCUUGGCGCGUCGAGCUCGAGACCACGCACCUCCGCGCACACGCACACUCGAGCUGCAAGCGACCAUGACGAUGCGCCUCCCCGUCCGACGCACACAGCUGCCCCAGGCCGCGACAAGACCACCGCCGCCCACACGCUCCUCGGGCCACUCCUCCUGUCCCCGCCGCUUCUCGUGCAAGCACCCGCGCCAGGUGCUCGUCUCGCACCAGAGCUCCCCGCGGCCACAGCUCCCGUUCCUCUACCCCUCGGGCCAGCACCUCGCCAAUGGCCAGAUCCUGCGCCUGUUCUCCAUCAGCGCCAACCACAAGAAGUUCCUCAAGGAGACGGCCCGCCUCAGCGUGCGCUACUCGAUCCUCAUCUUCCUCGUCACCUCGUGCUUCAGCAUCGCCAGCCUGGGCAUCCUGAGCGAGCAGCAGGAGCGCGCCUUCCCCUCGCCGCACGAGUGGACCCUGAUCACGCGCUUCCGCUUUCGGCGCGGCAAGUGGUGGCAGGUGCCUGAGAACAACGAGGACGAGGGCUUCCCCAACUGGGCGCGCGUCUACUCGGAGCUGCAGUAUGCUCUGAACCGCCUGGAGAGUCCGGGCAAGGAUGGGGACGGGCUGGUGGAGCAGGAGGACGGCGGUAUUCUAGUCCCUGGCGUGGGCAAGGCGGGCUUCGACGUGUCGGCGAAGAGUGACGAGUGGCGGCAGGGCUACCACGAGGUGCUGAUGGACAUGGCCGCCUCCGCCGAGCGACUGGACGGCUGGGUCACAGACAGCUGGAGAAGGAACGUGUGGGCGCCCGAAUUCGUCGCCUCGUCCUCGAACCCGCGACCCAAGGCCGUGCUGCCCGGCAUGCCAGAAGUGCCCGACGAAGAGCACCGCGUCCCCGCCGCCGCCGCCCCCGAGACCUUCUACAUGAAGAUCAUCACCACCACAGGCUUCACCACGCACCAGCGCCUCGCCGCCGCCCUGGGCUACGCCGACUGGCUCAGCUUCAAGAAGCUGCCCGACUCGGCCGAGGAAAUGUACCGCUGGGCCCUCGACAUCGCCAUCUCCGGCCUGCCCCCCACCACAGACCCCACCACCAUCAUCAACCCCUCCACAGGCAUCCUCUCCGCCACAGCCCCCGCAAACGCAACAACCCCAAACAUCCUCUACGCCGCCACAAACCUCGCCACCUUCCUCGCAGCCCAAGCACGCCUCACCGCCGCCCUCCCAAUCUUCAUCUCCCUCCUGCGCGCACGCCUCGCCGCCCCAGACGCCCCGCCAUCACACACACCCCCACCCCCCGACUCAUCCCUAACACACACCCUCCUCAGCCUCCUCGCAGAACCAGACUACCCCCUCGUCGCCCCCUCAGGCAACGAGCCCCUCCUCCGCCACCCCGCAGACCGCUGCGACGAAGCCGCCCUGAAGACCUACAUCGGCGAGAUCCUCUUCGCCACCGCCUCGUCCCCCGCUCAGCGCGACCAGGGCCUCGCAUGGGUCCGCGACGCCGUCUCCACAUCUAAACUCGCGCAGUCUCUUGACGCGGUGCGUGCGAGCGAUGCGCGCAGGAAGAAGUGCGAGCAGUGCGAGGAAGUUGGCUUGGAGGCUUGGGGCAAGAUUAUGACGUAUCUUGCGGAUGAGCUAAGGGGGAGGAUGUUGCGGGAGGAGUAUGAGGAGAUGGAUCGCAAGUUUGCGCGGACGUUUGUGUUUUGAGGAGGACAUGCAUAUAUAUGUGUACGUUGAAAGAUGAGUUGUUGCAGGUGGAU